Molecule: messenger RNA, 1767 nt
Organism: Telopea speciosissima
Lineage: Eukaryota; Viridiplantae; Streptophyta; Magnoliopsida; Proteales; Proteaceae
Product: multicopper oxidase LPR1 homolog 1-like
Exons: 3
Coding region: 1-1767 (588 amino acids)
Molecular function (GO): copper ion binding; oxidoreductase activity
Source: RefSeq, a predicted model, not a curated record
AUGAGGGCUAUUGAAGUCUUAGCAGUCCUUAUUUUAUUGUUCUCUAUCAUGAUCCACGGUAGCUUGGCCACUCAAACCCCACCACCUCCGGUGACUGAAGCAACCCUUGAGGGAGUGGCUGCUUCUCUGCAAAUGUUUGUUGAUGAACUCCCACAAAUUCCCAAGCUCUACGGUUUCUCAAUGGAAAAUGGCUCAGCAGUAACUGGAUUUCUCACCAUAGGCAUGUUCCAGAAGAAAUGGAAGUUCCACCGGGACUUGCCUCCAACGAGAGUUUUCGCUUACGGUACGUCCAAAGCUACAGCUACCAUACCCGGACCCAUGAUCAAGGCCUUGAAAGGGGUAUCAACAUCAGUGACGUGGAAAAAUCACCUCCCUCGAAGCCACAUCCUCUCGUUGGACCGGACCUUAACCACUGCUACACCUAAGUAUGGUGGAGUCCCCACGGUGGCCCAUCUCCACGGUGGGAUCCAUCCCCCCCAAGUCGAUGGCAACCCGCUUGCCUGGUUCACCUCCAAUUUCAAAGAGACCGGAUCCGGCUGGACCCAAAGAACCUAUACCUACCCGAAUGUCCAAAAUGCCGGGAACUUGUGGUAUCAUGAUCACGCUCUUGGGAUAACACGUGUCAACCUUCUUGCGGGCCUGCUCGGACCUUAUACCAUCCAUGACCCUUCGAUUGAAAAUCCUUGGAAUCUCCCAACCGGGUCGAAUUUUGACCGGAAUUUGAUGGUUUUUGAUCGGAGCUUCUACAAAAAUGGAUCCCUCUACAUCAACUCAACGGGUGAUAACCCGUCCAUCCACCCACAAUGGCAACCCGAAUACUACGGUGUUACCGUUAUCGUCAAUGGUAAGGUGUGGCCAUUCCUUAAGGUGCAAAGAAGGAAGUAUCGUUUCAGGAUCACCAACGCCUCCAAUGCACGAUACUAUAAUUUCUCCUUAGAUGAUGGCCUCCCAUUCGUCCAAUUGGGAUCUGAUGCAUCUUACCUAAACUCACCCGUCACAACCCAAACUAUACUCCUGGCUCCAGCCGAGAGUGCAGACGUUGUCAUAGACUUCUCUGCCUCCAAAACCAAAGAGAUCGUGUUGACCAACAAUGCACCAUACCCGUACCCGACAGGAAACCCGGUGGAUCAGCUAAAUGGGAAAGUAAUGAAGUUCAUUGUUUUACCCAAUAAAAAGUCCGAUAUUGAUGAUGAAGAUAAUUCCGCAAUCCCGGCAAAGCUAGUGAAUUACCCGGCCGCAACAACCGAUGGUGCGGCAAAAACAAGGUAUAUAACAUUGUAUGAGUAUGAUGACACAAAAUCGGGUAACCCGACCCAUAUCUAUAUUAAUGGGAAAAGCUUCUUGGAUCCGGUGAUGGAAACACCGAAAAUCGGUAGCACCGAGGUGUGGGAGGUGAUAAACCUGACCCCAGAUAAUCACCCAUUGCACAUACACUUGGCUACAUUUGAGGCGAUCAAGGUGCAGCAACUGGUGGAUGUUGAUACGUUCAAGCAGUGCAUGACAACAAAAUACGAUGCAAUGGCAUGCAACGUGACAGCCCAUGCAACUGGGGAAUUGGUAAGCAUAGUAGAGUAUGAGAAGACAUGGAAGAAUGUAGUCAAAAUAAUGCCUUUUUAUCAAACUACUGUGGUCGUCAAGUUUACUAUGGUGGAGACCAAUGGAACGUAUCCCUUCAACGUAACAGCUGCACCUGGAUAUCUCUACCACUGUCAUAUUUUGGACCAUGAAGAUAACGAGAUGAUGCGACCAUUGAAGAUGGUUCUUUGA